Molecule: messenger RNA, 724 nt
Organism: Phalaenopsis equestris
Lineage: Eukaryota; Viridiplantae; Streptophyta; Magnoliopsida; Asparagales; Orchidaceae
Product: probable serine incorporator
Cellular component (GO): membrane
Source: RefSeq, a predicted model, not a curated record
UUUAUGUGAUAUGAUAUGUAAAUACCUAAGAAUGGGGUGUUUUGUAUGUAAAUGCCCCUUUUUCCAAUCAUAAAUUCUUCUUAACUUAUAACUAAGUUUGAAACCAACACACGUUCCUGUAUCUUCAGUGACCUCAUAGGAUUAUUCUUAUCUACUCUAUUCUACGUUGCUUCUUUUGGCGGGCUUACUCUCAUGUACUUCAUCUACGUCUCCGAUGAAACGGGGAUUCUUAAUAUUUUUUUCAUUACAUGGACUGCAAUUUUAGUGAAGAUAAUGAUGGCUAUAUCUUUGCACUCUAAGGUUAAUAAAGGGCUUCUUUCAUCUGGAAUGAUGGGAUUAUACAUCGUAUUUCUCUGUUGGUCCGCUAUUCGAAGAGAACCCUUCACUUCGAAAAGAAAUUCCCACAACAGAAUAUCAGAGAAUGUGGAUUGGACUACCAUUUUUAGCUUCCUCUUUGCAGUAUGCUCAAUCGUAAUAUCGACCUUUAUGAUGGGAAGUGAUUUCCAAUCUCUUAAGUUUAGAAAGGAUGAGGUUCAAACAACAGAUGAUAUACCCUACAGCUAUGAAUUAUUCCACUUCAUCUUCUCUAUGGGAGCUAUGUACUUCGCAAUGUUAUUUAUCAGCUGGGAAUUGGAUCAUCCCACUAGAAAAUGGAGUAUUGAUGUUGGUUGGGCUAGUACUUGGAUCAAAUUUAUAAAUGAAUUUUUGGCUGUUACCUUAUACC